AGAAAAAUGGAACGCGCCAUUUCCUGCCCCACUAUUUAUCGUUCUAACAACUGCUACUAAACGUCGCCACCAGAAUAGUCUGUGACGAACAUCGUCACCAAACCGGCAACAUGAAAACAUUGGCCACACUUGUGUUUCUGUGGACGGCGCAGACUGUUUGGUGUUACGACGACACGAACUUUGUGGCAGCCGUGUACGAACAUGCGGUAACGUGGGCGUCUGACCCAGGCCAACCCCCAACCCGACAAGAGGCGCUGGACUUCAUGAAACCAAACCUGGAUGUCUACCAAGUUCAAACAAGAGAGGCCAAGUGGCGGGGUGCGGACAUAAUAGUGUUCCCCGAGGACGGAAUUUACGGAUUCCAAUCACGAGACGACUUAUAUCCGUACUUGGAGACGAUCCCCGACCCGGAGAGGAUCGUAUGGAACCCUUGCGACGAUCCCGGCCGCUUCAACGACACCCAAGUCCAGCGUGAGCUCAGCUGCAUGGCCAAAGAAAACGACAUCUACGUUGUCGCGAACUUCGGCGACAAGCAGUUUUGCCAAGUUUCUGAAGACAGUUCCUGUCCUACUGACGGUAGAUACCAGUUUAACACGGACGUGGUCUUCGAUAAUGAGGGCACACUAGUCGCCAGGUACCACAAGGAGCACCUGUUCAUGAGCGAACUCCAGUUCAACCGCCCGCCGUCAGUGGAGUUCACAACUUUCCAGACCCCGUUCGAGUUCGGCGUCUUCGCCUGUUUCGAUGUCCUGUUCCGCGACCCUGCUGUUGGUUUGGUGGAAGACUACGGCGUGGACACGAUCGUGUUUCCGACGGCAUGGAUGGACGUUUUGCCGCUUUUCGUGUCCGUGGAAUUCCACCAAGCCUGGGCUAUGGGCAUGGGCGUCAACUUCCUGUCCGCUAACACGCACGUUAUCGAGAGACGUAUGACCGGAAGUACUAUCUCAACCCCUUCCGGUGCCGUUAGCUACUAUCACGACAUGAGCUCCACCGAAGGAAAGCUAUUGGUCGCAGAAAUCCCCAUCAAACCAAUGAAAAGGGCCGUUACGUCGACGGAGCUACCAAUCACAGAGCACGACACAGCGUUUGUUUCUGACUUGUUCGGCGACCCUUUCACUUUCGUUGAGCUGCAGAAGGAAAGCGAUUACGUCAUUGUCUGUCAAAAUGACUUGUGUUGUAGCCUGAAUUACACAAAAUCGGGAAGCACGUCGGAAAUCUACGCUUUCGGUGUCUUUGAUGACCUUCACACGAAUGAAGGUCAAUACUACCUACAGAUUUGCGCACUCGUCAAGUGCGCCAACUCGUCACGUGACAGCUGCGGCCAGCCAACCAGCGACGCGCAGACGACAUUCUCGCACCUCCAGUUGGCGGGAAACUUCAAGUUCCCUCACGUCUUCCCAGAGGUUCUGACGAAGGGUGUUGGAAUGGACCUUGCAGUGGGUGAAUGGAGUUACCAGGACGGUGCCUUAGUAAGCACAUCCGGGAUCUCCACGCCUCUACUUUCUGCCGCUCUAUUCGGAAGGGUGUACGAAAGGGAUGACGGGAAAUUCAGGCAUGCAAGUGGCGCGAAGCAGCUCUGCCCUUACUCCCUUCUGCUGUUCAUCUUGUUUUCUGUUUUACAGGGCACUUUAGUCGAAUGAUUGUACAUGUAACUGUACAAGGAAAACGGCUCCGCACCUGAGGCGUCGCCAAAAAGGCACCUCAUGCACGAGGUCGUGCUUAGCGAAACAGUUCUCUAAUUUUUAACUACAAUGUGUGUGUGUGUUCAUGUGUGUGUGUGUGUGUGUGUGUGUGUGUGUGUGUGUGUGUGUGUGUGUGUGUGUGUGUGUGUGUGUGUGUGUGUGUGUGUGUGUGUGUGUGUGUGUGUGUGUGUGUGUGUGUGUAUGUGUGUGUGUGUGUGUGUGUGUUUGCUUAGUAAGGAUAAAGGACAGGUGUGUUUAACAUACUGAGCAUAAAUAGUAUGUUAGUAUGCUUGACUGUCAGUGAAUGGAGUUCAGCUUCAAACGCAAUGAGAAAAAGACACUGUCAGAGAAGCCCUGGGGCUCAAAGGACAGGUAUGUUUGACGUGUGUUUGCGUGGAGAGUAUCGUAGUGAAGAGGCGAUGUGCCUUCAAGAGGUCAACAGAGGACAUGGUCAUGGUAGGUACGGCUACAAACCUAGCUGAAACGCUAUCUAACGGUUGUUUCUUGAAUCACACCCAGUCAUACAGUUAGAAAUAUUGUUACGCUCACCAAGGAUAUGUUGUCAAAUGUUCACAUGUAGUUAUUCUAAAGUAGUCUCACCUCGUCUUUCUUUCUAUUGAAUGAUUAAACGUUUUUUAAACAA
Messenger RNA from Branchiostoma belcheri (Belcher's lancelet), 2325 nucleotides. Its product is annotated as pantetheinase-like. NCBI's taxonomy places the organism in Eukaryota, Metazoa, Chordata, Leptocardii, Amphioxiformes, Branchiostomatidae. Gene Ontology annotation, molecular function: hydrolase activity, acting on carbon-nitrogen (but not peptide) bonds, in linear amides. The record is from RefSeq and is a predicted model, not a curated record.